AUGGCUACCACGCAGGACGUCCCUGUCAGUGGGCAUCCGCCCAUUGUCCCCAAGGACUUCACCGCACAGCAGCCGGAAACUGUCCGCCUUUACCCCCUGUCGAACUAUACCUUCGGCACAAAGGAGACCCAACCCGAAGAGGACCCUUCGGUUCUGGCAAGGUUGAAGCGCCUUGAAGAACAAUAUGGCCUGCAUGGAAUGCGACGCACCUGCGAGGGAAUCCUGGUGUGCCACGAGCACAACCACCCCCAUGUGCUGAUGCUGCAGAUUGCCAAUGCAUUCUUUAAGCUGCCAGGCGACUAUCUGCACCACGAGGAUGACGAAAUUGAAGGUUUCAAAAAACGUCUGAAUGAGCGCCUUGCACCUGUGGGAUCUCAGUUCUCCGGCGAAGGUGUUAAUGAUGACUGGGAAAUCAGCGACACACUUGCGCAGUGGUGGCGACCCAACUUUGAGACCUUCAUGUACCCGUUCCUUCCUGCACAUGUCACCCGCCCCAAGGAGUGUAAGAAGUUGUACUUCAUUCGGCUCCCGAAGAAGAAGGUUCUGUCGGUCCCAAAGAACAUGAAGCUUCUCGCUGUGCCGCUGUUUGAGCUGUAUGAUAACACUGCUCGCUAUGGCCCUCAGCUUUCUGCCAUUCCCCAUCUCCUGUCGCGAUACAACUUCGAGAUGGUCGAUGAGAACGACAACAUUGUUGCUGUUACUCCUGGCACCCCGUUGCCUGCUGGCUACACUAUCCCCCGAGUCAUCCUUAGCGGUGAUGGCGCAGGCGACGGACAGGACACUGGUAUGACUGGCGUCGAGGAGGGAAUGAAGAUCGAAUCUCACCAGUAG
Penicillium egyptiacum is the source of this 831-nucleotide messenger RNA. The record is from the annotation of a GenBank genome assembly. Lineage: Eukaryota; Fungi; Ascomycota; Eurotiomycetes; Eurotiales; Aspergillaceae.